AUGAAAAAAAUGCUCGUGGUUGUACCAACCGCCGCCCAAGUACAUAGCGCUCCAGGCCUUCGCCGUGCCUUCAAGGACGCGUGCCAAGUACGUAAGUAUGCGAUGAAGUCGUUCCGCUGCCAGUUGGGCGUUCUUUCCAGGCCCGAGGGCAGCGCUGUUUGCCAGUUAGGGAAGACAAAAGUCGUGGCUGCGGUAUUCGGACCGCGGCCGCCCCAGGGGAGCACCGACACCGACACUGAGCUGGCAACCGUGGUCGUGGAGUACCGCCAGGGGCUCUCAAGCCGCCCGUUAUCAAUACAGACGCUAGAAUCAGAUACGAUAUCCACUGGACUCCAGUUUGCCGGUGGAGAAUCGGACGAGCAGCGCUGGGCACCCUCGCGCGGACGCGCUACGCUCAGCGAAACGGAGCGAAGGUUCGCAGCGGCGCUAACGCGCUCCCUCGAGUGUGUCAUCGCUCGCACUGAAUACCCACGACUACAGUUCUGGGUAUAUAUCUGGGUUCUGGAGGAGGGUGGCAGUGAACUUGCGCUUGCAACAACCGCGGCCUGGGCCGCUUGUCUAGAUGCCGGGGUCGCGCUCGUUGAUGCACUUGUCGGCGUCUCUGUCGCCGUUAACGCGACACCGGGGUAUGCAGGCACAGAGCAGACCUGCAUCGCUUUUCCAACAUCGGAAGAGGAAGCCAGCGCCCACGAAGGGCGUCUAUGGGUUGCUCUGUUGCCGAAUCUGGGCCUAACUGCAGAUCUGCAGUGGCGUGGUGCCACGAGCCAACGACGUCGGGAUGACAGCACAGUCGACGAUAUUCGUGCUCCGGAGAGCUUCUCAAAGGCAUUUUGCUGUGCGCAACAGGCUGCAGUUGCUAUGUAUCCCAUUCUGCGCGAGCAACUUGUGGCACAGCUUGGCGAGAAGAAGCCAUCAGCAACGAGUGCUUGGUUCACAGCGUGA
Messenger RNA from Cyanidioschyzon merolae strain 10D, 942 nucleotides. RefSeq names its product similar to ribosomal RNA processing exonuclease RRP41. Bases 1 to 942 code for a protein of 313 amino acids. Gene Ontology annotation, biological process: U4 snRNA 3'-end processing; rRNA catabolic process; nuclear mRNA surveillance. The record is from RefSeq and is a predicted model, not a curated record. NCBI's taxonomy places the organism in Eukaryota, Rhodophyta, Bangiophyceae, Cyanidiales, Cyanidiaceae. Gene Ontology annotation, cellular component: nuclear exosome (RNase complex); nucleolus; cytoplasmic exosome (RNase complex). The transcript has a single exon.